GCGCCGCUAGACGCAGAUGAUCUUAAAUCACACUUAAUUCCUCUGCUCCCUUUUUCCCUUCCCUCGUCUGCAUCUUGAAUUCUAGCCUUCUCCCCCUACUCCUUUUUUCCCCUUCCCUCGUCUGCAUCUUCCCUUCUCACUCGUCUGCAUCCCUCCUCUGUAUCUUCAGUUCCAGCUUUCGGGAAGAGGCAAAAGAGCCCCGUAACUUCGGGAGAAGGGGGGUCGCACAAAUCCUCGGCGCGGAAUAAAAAGGUCUGAAAUGAAAUGAUAUUUAUAGGCGGAGUGUUAUGCAAAUUGGCUCCAAGAUUGGUGGUUUUUAAAUUUCAAAUUUCAGUUUGGGCGCUUUUUUCUGGAGCCAAAAUUUAAGGAUUCUACCAGCUAUGUGUAAAGAAAAGGGAAAUAUUAAAAUAUUAAAAACAAAAGCUGCAGAUUUUCUCCAAACCCAGUGGAUAAUUAGGCAAUAACUUUUGGACCAAAGGAAGUUGCUCUUGGCGGGAAUCACAUUCCCCUAGGAUUCUAUGCUUUAAUAUAUGUAUAGAUAGAUUCCUCCAUUCUCAUUCCUACUGAACCAGCUCAACAGAACAGGGGUUUUGCUAGGGUUUAAUAUCUCUUCCCAUCUAACCUUGUACACGGUUUCCCAUUUCUAAGAAAUUCAAAACCUUAUGGCCUUCGCUUCAGCUUUCCGUCGCAUUUUUAACGGAUCAUCCACGCCGUCGCUCAAUAUACGCUCGCAGUUCUGUUCGAUUCGUUUCAGUUCCACUCUUCCGACGCUCACCUCUCCUAAGCUCUUCAUCAGCGGUCUUUCAAGAACGACAACUGAUGAUAACCUAUACAAGGCAUUUGCACCUUUUGGAAUUCUUCGUGAGGCAAAAAUUAUCAUUGACAGAGGCUCUGGGAAAUCAAGGGGGUUCGGUUUUGUAACUUAUGAUACUGUGGAAGAAGCUGAGAAGGCAAGGGAGGGAAUGAAUGCCAAGUUCCUUGAUGGUUGGGUAAUUUUUGUUGACCCGGCCAAACCAAGGGAAGCUCCUCAACAACCUCCUCCUCCUCGGCGAGAUAUGCAAUCUACUGAAACCGGUUACACUACGAACAAGACUGUUGGAUGGAGUGGCUAUUGACUUCUAUCCAAAUUCUUUGGAAGAUAUUUUGUAAUUGACUGGAAUAUAAUAGCUUUUGGAGAAACUGGACUAUUUAUUGAGACAUUUGGACUGCAGAAUCUGUGGUUAGUCGAAGCGAAUUGUAUACUAGUACAAUAUGCAAUAGCUGGAGGUAUAUUUAUAUCUGCAUCUGGCAAUGGCAUGAGGAAAAGUCACAGGCUAGUUUGUUACAUUGUUUCUA
Molecule: messenger RNA, 1335 nt
Organism: Salvia miltiorrhiza (redroot sage)
Lineage: Eukaryota; Viridiplantae; Streptophyta; Magnoliopsida; Lamiales; Lamiaceae
Product: organelle RRM domain-containing protein 2, mitochondrial-like
Exons: 3
Coding region: 663-1115 (150 amino acids)
Molecular function (GO): RNA binding
Source: RefSeq, a predicted model, not a curated record